Molecule: messenger RNA, 1461 nt
Organism: Fusarium keratoplasticum
Lineage: Eukaryota; Fungi; Ascomycota; Sordariomycetes; Hypocreales; Nectriaceae
Product: Aa-trans domain-containing protein
Exons: 1
Coding region: 1-1461 (486 amino acids)
Biological process (GO): amino acid transmembrane transport
Cellular component (GO): vacuolar membrane
Molecular function (GO): amino acid transmembrane transporter activity
Source: RefSeq, a predicted model, not a curated record
AUGUCUGCCCCGAACGAAUCCAUCAGCGCGAGCCCCGCGGAAAAGGGCGCCAAACUCAACCACAAACACUCUGACGUAGAGAAAGCCGCCCACGACUCCGGCCAUGAGACUGGCACCGACUUCGAUAUCAAACCCGCCGCCAGCGAAGAAGUCGGCGGCGUCUUCGGCGGCGAGGGAGGCAAGAACUUCCGAGUCAUGGGCCGCAAGAGCACCCUCUUCGCCUUGCUCACCAACCAGUUCGGUAUCGCCGCCCUCGGUCUGCCCUCCGCCUACCGCGAUAUUGGAAUUGUCCCAGGAAUCAUUGUGACCUGGGGAACGGCAUUGCUGGCUUGGUACACGGGAUACGAAUUUUGGCGAUUCUACUGCCGUCACCCUCACUGUGUAACCGUCAUCGACAUGGCCAGGACCGCUGGCGGCCGGUUUUGGGAGGUCAUUGUGGGCAUCGCCUUUGUGAUCCAGCUGAACAUGUGCUGUGCUUCGGCUUCAGUCACUCUUUCCAUCGGUUUCAACUCGAUCGGUGAUCAUUCCAUGUGCACAGUGGGUUUCAUCGGUAUCGCCUGUCUUAUCUCCUACCUCCUCUGCAUCCCGCGAACCAUGAAGUUUGUGGCGCAGAGCGGCUUGCCCUGCAUGAUCAGCAUCGUUGCAGCUGUUCUUAUCACCAUGAUCAGCAUUGGCGUCUCAAAGCCGAAUUUGGCAGAGGACGGCUGGAAGCCCGAUCUCAAGGUCGCGAACAACCCAGGUUUCAAGACAAUCUUCAACGCGGUCCUCAAAAUCGUCUGGGCCUUCGCGGGACACCACGCCUACGUUUCGUACAUGGCCGAGAUGCGAGACCCCGUCAAGGAUUUCCCCUGGGCUCUCAGCUGGCUUGGUAUCAUCGGUGCUAGCUUCUACACGUUCCUCGCUGUUGGAAUCUACUGCCUUUCGGGAGAGUACACGACCUCUCCCGCCCUCGGUGCAGCACCUAGAAUCGCGGCCAAGGCAGCUUACGGAAUCGUCAUCCCGGCUAUUGUAACUGCUGCCCUCGCCAACGGCCACAUCGGUAUCAAGUACGUCUUUGUCGUUGUGAUGCGCAAGAUGAAUGCCCUCAACGAGAUCACGGCCAACACCCCCAAGUCCUGGGGCGCCUGGGUCACCAUCGCCACCGUCUUUUGGGUCGUUGCUUUUAUCAUCUCCAACGCAAUCCCAAUUUUCGACUCUCUGGUCUCCAUUCAGUCGGCUACCACCUACGCCUGGUUCUCGUUUGGAAUUGCCGGUGUUCUUUGGCUCAGCUGGAACAAGGGCAACUACUUCAAAAGCCCCAAGCAGAUUGCCUUGUUCUGCUUGAAUGUUUCUAUCGUCGGUUGGGCGUUUUUCCUCAACGGUUGUGGUCUUUGGUCUUCUAUUACUCAGAUGCUGGACAUCUUUGCUAGUGACAAGGGGGUCAACGGCAGUUUCAGCUGCGGUGACAACUCGGCGCUGUAA